Molecule: messenger RNA, 1850 nt
Organism: Venturia canescens
Lineage: Eukaryota; Metazoa; Arthropoda; Insecta; Hymenoptera; Ichneumonidae
Product: methyltransferase-like protein 25
Exons: 7
Coding region: 274-1626 (450 amino acids)
Source: RefSeq, a predicted model, not a curated record
UCAACAUGAGUAUAUAUAUAAUUAUUAAUAGACGUACAUAACCUCACAAAUUCCAUGCGUAGAACUCCUAUUAUCAGUUGAGCAUGUGUAUGUAACUUUUGCAUCAUUCCAAUUGAAGAAAUAUGUGUAUUGUAUACCGGCGCAUACAAUCCAUUUGUGUAUAGAAAAAUGAUUUGAUGUUGACAUCAGAACAGAAUAAUCUUCUUGAAGAAGCCUAAAAAUUAUUGGGACACGAUCAAAGGAGCAGAAGGAUUGCAACAUUUUCAAGAGAGUAUGAUCGAUGGCGAAGGUGAUGAGGAAUAUUUUUGCCAAGUUUUGGAUCUGCUGCACGAAACACAGUGGCUUUACAAAUUUCCGGUGACAGAAAUAUUGAUUAGAAAUACUUUGGAAAAUUUUCCUGACGGAUGGAUGUCUGCGCUGAGAAAUUUAAAUAAUGAAGAGCUCAAUGAGCUCGUUGUCAAUAAGAGAAUCGAGAUCGACCGGCCGGAGUCUCUUUUAUCAUUUGUUGAAAAAUGUCGUUUCCUGGACAAGUUGCCGCCAGUGAUCAGUGAUGAUGUAGAAAUUUUGCCGAAAUCUUUCCAAACGGGUAUGAGCAAAAAGAAGCAACACGAAAUUGUAUGUCUGGCAAAUUUGGUGCAGUCGCAAUGUGAGAAGAAAGGAAUAAAAACCAUCGUUGACCUUGGCGCCGGUUUGGGCUACGUUUGCCAACUUUUAAAUUUUCUUCACAAUUAUCGGGUUCUCGGCUUAGAAUCAAAUGAAAAAAACGUGGAAGCUGCAAAACGGAAGCAACGCGAAUAUUAUCCUGCGUCGAUUGAUCGCGUAGAUUACGUGUGCGCUAAAAUCGAUUCGAGCUCUGGGAUGGAAAUAAGGAAUUUUUUGAAAAAGUCCAACGGGGAUGUUGAAGAAGAAUUUUGUCUGAUCGGCCUCCACGCGUGUGGCGAUCUCGGCGUAGACGCGUGCGAUUUAUUUUCUAAAAUUCCAUCAGCAAAGAUUCUCAUCCUGUUGUCAUGUUGCUAUCACAAAAUGGAGAAUAAGCCACAUGAAUGUACCGAUAAAUUUCGCAAUUUUCCAAUAUCUGAAACUUUGAAAAAUAUCUUCGAGUCUUCGGAUCGCCAUUACAACGAAUUUUUGAAUCGUCCUUUCCUGAGACUGGCUUGUCAAGAGCCCGCUGUCCGAUGGAAUCGAAUGUCACAUGAAACACAUCGCCAACACGCGUUCCACGUUCUGGCAAGAGCAGUUUUGGAAUCGUUUGCACACAAAAACUCAAUAAUACUGAAAAAAAGAACGCGUAAAGCGACGAGAAAUUCGCAGUGCAUCGAUUUCGAAACGUAUCUUCAAGACGCAAUGCUCCGCUAUGAAUUCAAAUGCAAUGAUGAAAAUUCAUUGACAGAUACUGCGGAGAUUCGAGAAUCUAUUUUAUCAGAAUGGAAAAAAGUUCUGGCGAAGCUUGACGACAUUGAAAUUUAUACAGGGUUGCAAUUGAUGUUGCAAAGUCCAGCUGAAUCAUUGAUUUUACGAGAUCGUCGGUGUUGGCUUGUAGAAAUGAGUUACGACACUGAAAUUAUUCCUGUUACAAGCAGAUCUCUUUCGCCCCGAUCUCAUGCGAUUGUAUCAAGAAAAAAAUAAAUGAGGAGAUGAAUGCACAUUAUUUGAUUGAAAAUUUUGAGGGAUUCUUACUCUGUGAGUUUCCAAGAGGUCCUUGGCCACCGGCACCAGGUUGACUUCCUGGCCUUCCAACCAUCAUUCCCGCAGGCACUGGACUUACACCCGACUGUCCCAUUUGUACAGCAUCAGACUAUUAUUGGAAUAAACAGCACAAUGAGAAUUGAAAAAUUCUUCACGUAAUCAUA